This is a messenger RNA of Rhizophagus irregularis DAOM 181602=DAOM 197198, 1018 nucleotides long. NCBI's taxonomy places the organism in Eukaryota, Fungi, Glomeromycota, Glomeromycetes, Glomerales, Glomeraceae. The record is from RefSeq and is a predicted model, not a curated record.
GAAUUAACGCCAAUUAUACGUGAACCUUAUAGUAGUAAUUGGACUAGAGAUGUAAAUGAAGAAAAUGCCUACUUACGGGGAAGAAUCGACGAAUUAAAUCAGCAACUCGAUAAUGCAAAUGGCGAGUUGCAUGACUUACGGCUAGACGUUGGCCAAUUACAAUCGUAUAACAAUAUACUUAGUCAGGAAAACAACGGCUUGCAUCACCGACAUUCAUCUGACCUUCAAAAUAUCAAAUUUGAAGAGGAUCAACGACCAACAAAGCGUAGGAAAGGAAAAAAUCUUGUGCGCGAUUCUAAAGAUGAAAUGGAAGUAGAUGAAAAAGAAGCUAGGGCCGAGAUGAAGACGAUUCUAAAAACUUUUCCGAUUGAACUAGAAUUAAAAUACGAUGAAAAGUUUACCAAGUAUUCUGAAUCAGAUGAGGAGCAACCAGAUGGUAAAAGACAUAUCAAUGUUUAUAAUCCGCCUUGGAGAUCUGAAGAGAUAUAUAAUAUCGUCUCUCGUCAUCCACGAGGUGCUCCAAAUUGGACCUAUAUGGAGCAGAAUACGCCGGCCGAUACCAACUUUUCUGAGCCGGAGAUGCUGAUUCAAACGAUGGAGAAUCUAAUAAUGGCGGAAGAUGCGGAAGUGUCAGCGGAGAUGGAUGAAAUAGUGGUAAUAGAAGAUUCAGAACCAACGGAAAUGGAAGAAUCAGAACCAACGGAAAUGGAAGAAUCGGAACCAACGGGAGUGGAAGAAUCGGAACUAAUGGGAGUGGAAGAAUUGCCAGAAAUGGAAGAUAAAACAGACAAAUGGUAUAAAUUUGUACUUUAAUUUUUGUUUAAGUUUUUAUUAUACUAACUUUUUUUCAAAUUUUAGAUUGUGAAUUCGUCGGUUUUUUUUGGAUUUUUUUUUGAAAAUUAUGGGAUUUUUUGUGGAAUUGUGGAUUGAAUUUUUUUAUUUUCGUAGGAAAUUUUUAUUAAUUUAGUAUUAUUUCGUAUUAUUUUCGUAUUGUUUACGUAUUAUUUACGUAUUAUUU